AUGUUAGAGAUCCCUGCAGGUACUAAAAGGGGGUUUUUGUAUGCUAAAGAUGACUUGAUCUUGCAAAUAUUCAAAAACUGUUUGGAUAUUGAAUUUUUGUACACAGAAGUGCAUGAAGAUAUGAAAGUUGUGGCAGUGAAAGUUUUGGAAGAGAGUUUUCUGUGGACUGAUGAUGAAGAUGUGGUACAGAAUGCUUCAUAUGCAUUCAAGUGCAUUCAUGGCAGAGAAAUCGCUUAUGGAUCAAUAAAUACUCUGCCUCAGGAGGGAUGGGAGGAACUUGUUGAUUGUUGGUCGUGCCAUAAUUGUGAGUUUAAGACUAUGCUGGAUCUAAAGCCAAGGCCUAGAAAAGAAGGCGUGCUUGUUUCGGACUUCUUCCUGCUCAUCAACGACGUUGAUCUUCCUGAAUGUUGUAAAAAGAACACGGCAUGCAUAAGAAAGCUAUUCUACAAUGAAGUUAUGCUUGAUGGAGUAUCAGAUGCCGUGAUUAUAUACUCUUAUCUAAACACUUAUUUCAAAAGCAAUGCUUCGCUGUUUCUUGAGGCAAAUCACAAAAAGUACGAAAUCAGAUGCUUCUAUAAGGCAACGCUCAUAUCAGCAAGUGAUAAUUCAAUUGAGAAGAAAGAAUCAAUUAAAGUCGGGAUUAAAGAAACACACAAAAGAUUCGACUCUGGCAAAAACAUAAACAGUUUUUACUCAGAAGCAAUAUAUAACAUCAUAAUGUCAAAUAAAAUAGAUAUCAGUAUGCUUGGAUAUUGUAUAUCUUUCAUAAUAAAAAGUAACUGA
This is a messenger RNA of Ordospora colligata OC4, 783 nucleotides long. RefSeq lists its product as uncharacterized. The transcript has a single exon. Bases 1 to 783 code for a protein of 260 amino acids. NCBI's taxonomy places the organism in Eukaryota, Fungi, Microsporidia, Ordosporidae. The record is from RefSeq and is a predicted model, not a curated record.